AUGUCGUCACUGGAUGAUUCGCCUUCUCCCCUACACUGCUCGCCCUUCGCAGGACUCUGCUCCCGUUUGCUGGAGGGUCAAUCUGCACUGCAGGCACCUGUUCGACACGCCAGCUACAGGGACGAGCUGUCCUGGGUGACGAGGCACCCUCUGACCUCUCCAAGGGCACCUCUGGAUCUGGUCCACCGGGUUCUAAAGAGAUGGCGUGAGAGCCAGGAGCGAGAGGAUGAGCCGUACAUCAAGAAGCCGCCAAACGCCUUUAUGCUGUUCAGGAAGAAGCAGAGGCCAAAUGUUGUGGCCGAACUGAACAUAAGCGACAGCGCGACAGUAAACGCCAUCCUUGGACAGAGGUGGAAGUCUCUAUCAAUGGAGGAGCAGGCCAGAUAUUUUGAAGAAGCUGACAGGGAGAGGCGACUCCAUGCUCAGCUCUUCCCUGAGUGGUCCCCCAGGGACAACUAUGGCAAAAAGAGAAAGAGGAUCAGGACUAAGGUUCCCAAAAGGGCUAAAGCGUCUGCAUCUGAACCCGAGCAGAUGGCACAGCAAGCCAAGAGGCCAUGUCUGACACCAGUGCAGACAGCAAUGCUGGGGCCUUCCAGCUUGUAGACCCUUUCAAUGGGCGGUCCUCACACUCCGACAUUCGUGAUGGAGCCUUCUACCUCGCAGACAUGUGCAAUGUGCGGUCCUCAAAAUCAGAACUUCGUCGUGGAGCCUUCUGCCUCACAGACAGGUGCAAUGGACUUUCCUCACACUACGACAUUCGUGAUGGAGCCUUCUACCACACAGACAAGUGCAAUGUGCGGUCCUCAAAAUCGGACAUUCAUGAUGGAGCCUUCAACCUCACAGACAGGUGCAAUGGACUUUCCUCACACUACGACAUUCGUGAUGGAGCCUUCUGCCUCACAGACAGGUGCAAUGGACUUU
Molecule: messenger RNA, 921 nt
Organism: Xiphias gladius (swordfish)
Lineage: Eukaryota; Metazoa; Chordata; Actinopteri; Istiophoriformes; Xiphiidae
Product: lymphoid enhancer-binding factor 1-like
Exons: 6
Coding region: 1-603 (200 amino acids)
Biological process (GO): canonical Wnt signaling pathway; regulation of transcription by RNA polymerase II
Cellular component (GO): catenin-TCF7L2 complex; beta-catenin-TCF complex
Molecular function (GO): DNA-binding transcription factor activity, RNA polymerase II-specific; RNA polymerase II cis-regulatory region sequence-specific DNA binding
Source: RefSeq, a predicted model, not a curated record